AUAGGUCCGCCAUUGGACAUGGAGAUCGACCGUGAUCCCAGCAGCGUUGAGCAGGGCCAGUCAACCCCCACGCCCUUAGUGCAAGGCGACUCAAGCCCGCGGUCCUGUUGGGCUAAUUGGCGGCGAUGGGUCCGCCCCGCCUUUUACGUGGCGUACGCUCUUCUCGUUAUUGCUACCAUCCCGCUGAUAAUUCUCGACCUCGUCCAUGCCAAAAAGCAGAAUAUUCAGGUCACGCUGGCUGCUGUUGGGUUCUUCGCUAUGGUCAUCUGUAUACCGAUAUCGCUAUGGGGUAUAAUCAAUCACAUCGUAUGCUACACGAGACCAGACCUCCAGAAGUACAUUAUCAGGAUAUUAUGGAUUGUACCAAUCUACGAGGUAAACUGUUGGUUUGCCCUGCGUUUUCCAGCAGCGGAGAUAUAUUUGGACACACUUCGCCAGCUCUACCAGGCCUACGUCAUCUACAAUUACGUCUUCUAUCUUUUGACAUUCUUCGAGGAGGUGCCGAAUUUCAAGGAGCGACUGCUCGCUAAACCUCUGAUCAAGUCCCCAGCACCAUGCUGCUGUGUCAAAGCGGUACCCAAUCAAAGGAUAAUCAACCGAUGCAGGAACGGUGUUCUGAACUAUACGGUCAUCCGAAUUAUCUUUUCAGGGAUUUCAUUAGUCACCGAUCUUCUUGGCAAGUUCGAGGAAGGAAACUAUUCACCCAAUUUUGCCUACCUAUGGGUGACAAUUUGUGUCACUAUUUCGCAGAUUUGGGCUAUCUUCUGCAUGGUUCUCCUCCGCAAGGCUACUCUACAAGAGCUCGAGAUGCUGCCCCGCUCAACGGCUCAAUUCGUUGGAAUACAGAUGGUGAUCUUCGUUAGUAACUUCCAGUCUGUCAUCCUCAAUCUCCUGGCCCAGUUCGGGGUCUUCGAGAGAUUCGAGGAUCCUUUUGCCUUUGCAACUAUGCUACAGGAUUUUCUGAUCUGCCUUGAGAUGGUCUUAGGCGCCGCUGUUUUCUCCUAUUCGUUCGACUAUCAGCGCUAUAACACCGACAGCGAGCAUAAGAUGAUACUGUCCAAGUCCUUCAAGCACAUGUUGAAUGUGUCUGAUGUCAAGAACAACAUUAUGGACCACCUCAGAUUUGGAGGACAUACCUUCCAGAGGAAUCAUAGCGAAGCCGCAGCCUGGGCAGAGCAACUCUCGCCCAGCACUCCUGAUUCUCCUACAUCCAUACAAGACUUUUUCCCACCGCGAGAUGCGGUUCUGAGACCUCGGAUCAAGACAUCUAGGAAACAGAAGCUCACCUGUCAGCCUGAUAUCGUCCUGAAUCAACAGGGCCGCCCAGACUCCCCAGUCGACGAGAUGCAUACUCCUGACGAGCAAAGCGGCAGGAAAAAACAAGACGGUGCUCUUCAAAAUCGCGGAUUUGAAUAUCCAGAGGAUCAACAAGUUUUGGAUCCCCAAGAGGAUGAUGUAAGCGGUGAUAUGGACGACCUGAUUGGUGAGGAGUUUCCCGUCGACGAUGAUGACAGCGACGAAGACAGUCAUCUACCCGUCGAUGCGCGGUUGGACAAACCCCCUGCCGCUCCACACCACAGACGGGUCAAAAAGGUCAGCUUCUCUGGGAUGAAUUUUGACGACAUGGACGUCGACCACAUCAAAAACCACCGAUCCCCGACAAUGGAUUCCGACUCUUUUGUUACCAAGGAAACGGAGAAGGGUACCACUGAGGGUAGUGAAGGAUUCGGUAGCUCGGAGGCGUAGAGCUCACAGGAUGCAUGACGCAGGGUCACGCGGCACGGCAUAGUGAACACCCGAGCGGCCUAGCCUACACUCUGUCACAGUUACGUUCAGUUUCGGCUGAUGGAUAUACACGUACAUGUAGUAGAGUUGGUGUCUAGGCCAAAAUAGUUCAUCCGUGAUCACCAGCAGUCCUUAAAAUCAAUAAAGUAUGGAAGAAGGAACACCUGAAAACUGAGAUGAGCCAAGCGAAGAAGGUGACCAAAAUUAAAGCGAUCCGAACACAAGUGGAGGCAUCCGAGUUUACCUCAGAUGGGCCCUCGCCGCUUUUUACACUUGUACAUAAUAAAUAGGUACAGUAAUUGGAUUUUUUUCAAGCAGCAAGAAAUUGAAACUUGACCUGAAAAUGUUGGUCGCACCACUCAGUGUAUUGUUUACUGUCUUUCGCAAUGACUCCUGAAUCUCUUAGUUGGCUGAUAUGAGAAAAUUGAUAUUUAUGGUCGACAAAAUGCCUAUUUCAGCUAGUGUGCAAGCAAGUUGGUGAGACAGCGCACUUCUUUGCAGGCACUUGGACCAAUCACUGAGGGCCAACGAUACAGCCAAGAGGUAUAAUUAAAUUGAUUGUAAUCUAAAAUCACUGCAGAUACUUUACCUGUGUGUUAUUGAAAUUAAAUUUAAAUGUAAAAAUGUAUUCCUUAUUCUAAGCAUUCGGAUGUUAUUUCUGUUAAGCAAAAUGUUGAAAUUAGAAGGGUUAACUAAAUUGACGUUAAGAGUGUACCGUUUUCCUUUGUGCGAAAUAAGUUUGUUUUUAUUGCUUUUUUUCUUUUGUUUUCGAGCAUUUUGAGAACGGUAUACAAGUAAACAACAGUCAAUCUGUAGGCAGCCGGUCUAUAUAGAGACCAUGUACAUUUCAAUUUGAAGUGAAUAAACAGUGACAAACUGGACUAC
Messenger RNA from Acanthaster planci (crown-of-thorns starfish), 2670 nucleotides. RefSeq names its product transmembrane protein 184C-like. The record is from RefSeq and is a predicted model, not a curated record. NCBI's taxonomy places the organism in Eukaryota, Metazoa, Echinodermata, Asteroidea, Valvatida, Acanthasteridae.